GUCCAAGUCUUGUAAUUAAUAUUUUAUAUUAAAAUACCUACAAAUUAACGGACUUACAUGAUGGCUGCAGCUACAAGUGCUGCGCAAAUAACGACGCAAAAGCACAGCGACUGCUUAUCCUAUCUGCAGUCCCUAGGCGAUGCCACGCCCACUGAAGUAAUAACAAAGCUAGCCGGCCAAAUAAACGAGGAGGCUUGUAAGGCGGAGAUUGAUCAAGCUGCUUUGAACGUUAACUUUCGCGUUUAUUAUCAUAUUGUGCAAAAAUAUGAAGUUAUCGAUGCACACUUUGCAGAACUAUCAAAGCAACUAUCCUGGCAGAAGCCAGAGGGCUAUCAAAUGCUUCAGUCUGUGCUACUAACUAACCAUUGGAAGCAAUUGAAUGCUGAAUUAAUUGAAAGAAACUGCAUAGCUGGUAUAAUUGCAGCGUUGGAGCAUAAUAGCUUAAGUUUGCUGCAUCAAUUGAAGGCGCUCAAUUUGUUGGUGAAAAAGUUUCCCAAACUACAGCUGCUUGAGCUGCAACUGGAGCAUUUCUAUCAUUGCCUACAGCGUCAAAGUCAGGUGGGCACGCGUGAGGAAACGCUGACACUCUUCAAUCACACCUGCAAGCAGCGGGAACGUGCCUUGCGCUACUCUUGCCACAUUGUGAAAUUUUGGCCAUGGACUAAUCGCAAUAAGUACUAUCUAUUAAGCGGCAUACUCAACUCCCAUUCACUGGCGGAUCUGCUAGAGGCUAGCUCAUAUAGCGAACAGGAGUUUAUGUCGGGUCUGCGUUUAAGCCUAAGCUAUAAGGGAUUGCGUGCAGCCAGCCAGUAUCCCAUCAAGAGUCUAAGCAAUCAGCAGUCUACAUCACUAUUGGAGCUGGCGGUGGAGCUAUUGCUCAAUGGCACCAUUGCAGAGAUACAAAACUUCUACUCGCAGUGGUUUCUGCGCAUACAACAACGCGAUAAGUUGUUUCAGCUUUUGCAAACCAAGCCGGAGAUUAUGGAGUUUCUAGCGAGUACAGAGAGUACAUUAUCAACCAGCGCGCAGUUGCGGCUUAUACUUAUAUUCAGCAUGUUUGCUAAAGAAAUUUAUGUGGUUUCCAAAUUGCAUUUCUUUAAAAUCAGCACUGAGCUGCUUACCAAUUGCAGCAGCUUUGCAACGGACUCUCAGCUGCUUGUCUUCAAAUUUCUAGUGGACAAUUUGUCAUACUUUGCUGUUGAGGACUGCCUGGAUUUUUUCUACAAUUUUAUUGAGCGUCAUCGUGGAGUUGAGAGCUCAGAAUUUCGGAAUACAAUGCUGGGCAAGCUGCCGAAUAUUAUAAACCACACUGCGAAGCAUUUUGACAAAGCGUUAAAAGCGAAUAGCUCUGCCCUAGGUGCAGAUAUAAAACGCUUUUUUGGCCAGCUGCAGCAGCUCAUCGAACAGGACCUACAAAGCGUGGUCUAUCAGCCAAGAAUCUUUGCACUAAAGCUGCUCGAUAUCCUGCACAAUUCCUUGUAUAGUGCGCGCAUUUCCAAGAAUGCUAAAAUGUGCAGUAUGCAACAAAAUCAACAACUCGGUGGCUUUUUGCUACAGCAAGGUGUCUAUCAGCAGCAGGAGUUGGCGCAGAAACUUUUCAACUCUCUUAAUGAGCCUCAAGGCUUUGAUGAUGCACUGGAGCUUACGGUAGUGCUGCUGCUCCAAUUAAACCAAGUGGAUAACAAGCAAUGCAUAGAACGCUGUCAAGCGCUUUGCGCCAGCUCGGAUGUUGAUGAGUGUGCUCUGGUUACGCUAUAUGCGCAGUUAACAGUAAGCAGUUUCGCCAAACCGGAAACAGCUCAGGAGGUCUAUGAAGUGAGCCUGGCACACUUAAAUACCAAAGUGUCUUCUUUUGAGCAGGAUGCACUGAGAACAGUCAAAGGCGGUCAACUCUUUGGACACUUGUGCAUGAUCGAUGCGCUCAUCAGCAGCAACCAACGCGAGUUUAAGUUUUGCCAUAAGCAGCUGCUUAUGUUGCUCGAGCGCAUUCUCAAAAUUAUACUACAUUUACUUAAUUUGGCUAAUGUAAGACGCAAUAUGCCCACGGCAGCUGCAAGUUUCCAAGAUAUGGACGAGAGUCUGCACUUGCUUAUAGCAGAGAGUGCAUAUGAGGCUACCGAGGCGGAAAGCCCAGAGACGCUACGUAAAUACUUGCUCAUGAGUUUUUGGCUCAGCUUAAAGGCCUGUUGCGACUUGGCCACCAGCGUUGGCUGCGCUUUGCUUGCGCAACAAGACGACUAUGAUGCACUGCAGCGUUGUUUGGACAUUCAAGUGGCCGUGCUAACACGCUGUCGUCACAAAGGCGCCAUUGAAGCAGCUGGGCUGAGCAUAGGCAAACUGACACGCGCUAUUAGCAGCCAGGACAGCUUUAAGUGUGGUUUUGAAUUGCUAUACAAUUGCUUGGAGCGCGAGCUGCUCAGCGACAAGUGUCAAGUGAGCACAACGCGACGUGGCGCAGGAUUCUCCAUUAUGUUUUUGCAUGUGCUGAAGAAUGAUAACCCGCGUCAGAGAUUAUUGUUGCACAAAUGCGUGAAAAAUAUAUUGGAACGCCUGCAACAAAGUUACAACAACGUGGAAAGCACAGACAGCAGCAAUGUAGAUCGCUGGGAAGCCUUGGCGCUGCACUAUCUUUGCGUGCUGGUGCGCGAUACGGAACUGCGGCCUGCCAUGUGUGUCUAUUACAAUGAUAUCAUGUUGAGGGCUAUGGAGCAUAUUGAGCACAAGGAGUGGACUAUAGCUAAUGCAGCCUUGCAACUAUUUGGUGCCUGUCUAGGCAAGCUUGUAGGUCAGCGCCAAGCCACCGAGUUUGAUACUAAGCUCGCUUGGGAACCCAGUGAGCUUGACUAUGAGCAGCUAACGGCUCUACUGCCCAAAACCUGCGAACAUAUGCUAAACUGCUGUGAGACUCAGCAACAAAACUCCUCACUAAUACUCUUCCUGGCUUUUCUCUCAAAGGUGGAGUACUUAUGUACCACCCGCCAGGCGCAACGCUCUACGCCACUACUGCAUCGCUUUCGUCGGCUUAGUUGGCAUCUGCUGCGGCACAAUGGUGAGCAAGUGCGUCUACUCGCUGCCAGCUGUUUCGUGCGCGCGCAUGAAUUUCGAUGUGAACUGCCAGCGGUGCUGAUAUCCAGCGCCAAACUAAGCACGCAACUUGAAGAGGAUAACUUUUAUGAGGGACUACUAUACACUUUGCAUGCGGGCGUGCUCAAGUUACAGCAUGAGGCGCGUCAUGUGUGGACAGUCGCGCAACUGAAGCACUAUCAACAAAGGCUGCUGGCGGCCUUACAAAUAACCAAACAAUUGACAAGGUUUCAUAGCUACACAUUAAAUGUACUGCUGCAAUUGCUUGAGCUCUUGGAUGGGGAUGAGCAGGCGCAGUUGGUGCGCCAGAUACUAGACAAACGUAGACAACAAGCAAUUAGCUAAGCACAUAAGAUAUCUUAUCUA
This is a messenger RNA of Drosophila busckii, 3450 nucleotides long. RefSeq lists its product as uncharacterized. The transcript has 3 exons. Gene Ontology annotation, cellular component: cytosol. Bases 58 to 3429 code for a protein of 1123 amino acids. Lineage: Eukaryota; Metazoa; Arthropoda; Insecta; Diptera; Drosophilidae. The record is from RefSeq and is a predicted model, not a curated record. Gene Ontology annotation, biological process: tRNA methylation.